This is a messenger RNA of Penicillium alfredii, 2211 nucleotides long. RefSeq names its product terpene cyclase/mutase family protein. Lineage: Eukaryota; Fungi; Ascomycota; Eurotiomycetes; Eurotiales; Aspergillaceae. Gene Ontology annotation, cellular component: lipid droplet. The record is from RefSeq and is a predicted model, not a curated record. The transcript is spliced from 4 exons. Gene Ontology annotation, biological process: ergosterol biosynthetic process; triterpenoid biosynthetic process. Bases 1 to 2211 code for a protein of 736 amino acids. Gene Ontology annotation, molecular function: lanosterol synthase activity.
AUGUCUUUCUUUCCUCAUGUUGGCCCGUGGCGAACACCUGCCGAGGGCCAUCUCACCCCGGAUGCCAAUGGGGAUCUCAAAACAGACUACUCGCGCUGGCGAUUGGUCAAUGAGGAGGGCCGCCAGACAUGGCGGUAUCUCGAAUCGGAUGAGGAGAAUAAAGAGUGGCCGCAGACGAUAGCGGACAAGUACCACUUAGGUCUACCAACCGGCCUGCCAGAACUGCCAGAAGCCAAGACGCCGUUGGCAGCGGCCGAGAAUGGACUGUCUUUCUUCUCGCACCUCCAACUGGAGCCAGGGAACUGGGCAUGUGAGUAUGGUGGACCCAUGUUCUUGCUGCCGGGAAUCUUGGUCACCUACUACGUGACCAACACCCCUAUCCCUCCGGAGUAUGCCACCGAGAUCAAGCGCUAUCUCUUUGCUCGCCAGAACCCAGAGGACGGUGGCUGGGGCUUGCACAUUGAAGCGCACAGCUCUGUGUUCGGUACCUGUAUGAAUUAUGUGGCCCUACGCCUGGUCGGUGUCAGCGAGGAUGAGCCUCGCAUGGUCAAAGCCCGGGGUUUGCUCCACAAGUUUGGAGGCGCCAUCUAUGGGCCCCAGUGGGCCAAGUUCUGGCUCGCCGUUCUGGGCGUGAUGCCUUGGGAGGGUGUUAACCCCGUUCCUCCUGAACUCUGGCUUGUUCCCGAUUGGGUUCCUAUUGCUCCCUGGCGCUGGUGGAUCCACAUUCGCCAGGUGUUUCUUCCAAUGUCCUAUUUGUGGUCUAAGAAAUGGUUCAAACCUCUAGAUGACUUGACCGUGCAGCUUCGCCAAGAGCUAUACACGGAGCCGUAUGAUUCGAUUGACUGGUCCAAGCACCGCAGCUCUGUACAUCCGGCAGACAAUUACUACCCCCAGACUUUACUUCUGACGUUCCUGAAUGAGGCCUUGGUUCGGGUCUGGAACCCCUACCUCCGCUUUCCCAGUCUCGCCAAGUGGGCGGAGGACUGGACCUGGGAGUUGAUUCGCAUGGAAGACGAGAACACCGACUACGCAGGACUGGGUCCCGUCAACAACCCGAUGAAUAUGGUGGCUUGCUAUAUCCACGAUGGUCCAGACAGCUAUUCGGUCCGCCGACACAGAGAACGACUGAAUGACUACAUGUGGAUGAAGAAUGAGGGCAUGCUGUCAAAUGGCACCAACGGUGUGCAGGUGUGGGAUACAACAUUUGUCACGCAGGCGAUUGUUGUCGCUGGAUUCGCUGAUGACCCCAAGUGGCGGCCGAUGUUGACCCGAGCGCUUGAAUUCAUCGAGGACCAUCAGCUACGGGAAAACGUGCCAGACCAAGAGAAAUGCUACCGACAGCACCGCAAAGGUGCCUGGCCCUUCAGUACUAAAACACAAGGCUACACCGUCAGCGACUGCACGGCUGAGGGCCUCCGAUCAACGAUCCAGCUGCAGGAGAUGCACAACUUCCCGCAACUCAUCUCUGCGCAGCGUCUGAAAGACAGCGUGGACUGUUUGCUGCUCAUGCAGAACCCAACUGGUGGGUUUACCGAGUACGAGACCACGCGUGGCUCGCCCAAGCUCGAGUGGCUCAACCCUGCAGGAGUUUUUGGCGGCAUUAUGAUCGGCUACGACUAUCCGGAGUGCACGACCGCAUCUGUAACUGCACUUUCACUUUUUAGCAAAUACUACCCCGACUACCGCGCCGACGAGAUUCGUGCCGUCAAGAACAAAGCUGUCGCCUACAUCAAGCGUGCGCAGCGUGCGGAUGGCAGUUGGUACGGGUCGUGGGGUAUCUGCUUCACAUAUGCCGCGAUGUUCGCGCUGGAGAGCUUGGCUAGCAUUGGCGAGACCUACGGCGCCAGCGACAAUUCUCGCCGGGGAUGCGACUUCUUGAUCUCGAAGCAACAGGCCGACGGAGGCUGGGGCGAGUCGUACCUCAGCAGCGAGAAGCACGUCUAUGUCCAGCACGAAAAAUCACAGGUGGUUCAGACGGCCUGGGCCUGUCUGGCAUUGAUGGAGGCGCGCUACCCGCACAAGGAACCACUGCAGAGGGCAAUGAAGCUGUUGAUGACCCGCCAGCAGCGCAAUGGAGAGUGGCUGCAGGAGUCAAUUGAAGGUGUCUUCAAUCAGUCCUGCAUGAUCUCUUACCCUAAUUACAAAUUCUACUGGCCCAUCCGGGCUCUGGGCCUGUACGGCCGGAGAUUCGGCAACGAGGAGCUUGUGUAG